Sphaerodactylus townsendi is the source of this 4153-nucleotide messenger RNA. It is a transcript of the gene MARVELD2, whose product is annotated as MARVEL domain containing 2. Bases 424 to 2076 code for a protein of 550 amino acids. Gene Ontology annotation, cellular component: bicellular tight junction; cytoplasmic vesicle; apical plasma membrane. The transcript is spliced from 7 exons. Lineage: Eukaryota; Metazoa; Chordata; Lepidosauria; Squamata; Sphaerodactylidae. The record is from RefSeq and is a predicted model, not a curated record. Gene Ontology annotation, biological process: bicellular tight junction assembly.
GCGAGAUGGAAAGAGACAUUUGCCGCAGGCAGCAAAGAGUCGCGUCUGGGGGACUGCCUCUGCGCCGUGGAGCCCUUUUCCUGCCGCCAUUCCAGGGAUUUGUUUUUUUGUUUUUUUGUUUUGGCUUUUGUUUAGCCCUCCCCAUUUCCUGAGCUGAGCUGGGACUGACGGACAGGAAGGCUUCGGCCUGAUCCAGCCUUUGACCUGGCGGAGGGUGAAUCGUGCCCCCUUCAGGUGGGAGCGGCCCCGGAGCAGGCGAGGUGUGGCUCCCUGUCUCCGCUUCCUGAGGGAGGUGCCUGGCCGGGCGAGGGGAAGAGAAGCGGGAAGAAAGCCAAGGAAGGGGAAAUCUUGGCACUCCGCCUUCAAAAGGCCCGAGAUUUGUAGGCUGCGACCCCAAGUUUCCGUGAGGGGGAGAGGUUUCAAAUGUCUUCAAGGAACGCACCAGCAGAACACAGACCAAGGCAGCCUGGUAGAUCUGUUCAUUAUGAUGAAGUGCACAUUGAUUCUCUUUCACAAGACAAUGCUGAAACUGAUUUUCAGGAUAAUGAGGAAAUACUGAAUGGUGCGUCCUUUCCACCACCUCCUCUACCAUUACAACCACCCUUUGGGCCUGAAUUUUAUCCCAGUGACAGUGAAGAACCAGCUGAGGUCUCUGAUCUCAAGCCAGUAAGAAAAUUUGUUCCAGACUCAUGGAAGAACUUCUUCAAAGGGAAGAAAAAUGAUCUUGAAUGGAAUAAACCAGUAUCUGCAAUUUCUGAUGGUGUUGAAUGCUCUCCACCCUCAUCACCUACUCUUACUCCGAAGCGAUCAGAACAAACUUCAGUUCCCAGCUCUUACCAAGAUCCAUAUGGAGGAUCAGGAGGAACCUACAAUUCACGCAAAGAAGCUGAAGCCAUGAUUCCACCUGAUCCUUAUGGGUCUUUGGAGCAGCAAACUCAAACGGCUCUGGCUUACAGUGAGAAAGUAGAAGCUUAUAAUCAGAGAUACUCUUACAUGAAAUCAUGGGCAGGGCUGCUUAGGAUCCUGGGUAUUGUUGAACUACUUUUAGGGGCAGGUGUGUUUGCCUGUGUCACAGCUUAUAUUCACAAAGACAAUGAAUGGUACAAUGCAUAUGGCUAUUCGCAACCAUAUAGCUAUGGGUCAAGCAGCAUGUAUGGAGGCUACUAUUACAGUGGACCUAAAACACCCUUUGUUCUUGUGGUAGCAGGACUUGCUUGGAUUGUGACUAUUAUCCUUCUGGCACUUGGCAUGUCAAUGUACUAUAGGACCAUUCUCCUAGAUUCCCACUGGUGGCCUUUAACUGAAUUUGGGAUCAAUGUUGCUUUGUUCAUUUUGUACAUGUCAGCUGCUAUAGUCUACGUAAAUGAUGCUAAUAGAGGAGGACUAUGCUACUACCCAUUAUUUAACUCACCAUUGAGUGCAUCAUUUUGCCGUAUAGAAGGAGGACAGACAGCAGGAAUGAUCUUCUUGUUUGUAACAACAAUUAUUUAUCUUAUUGGUGCAAUUAUUUGCCUAAAAUUGUGGAGGCACGAAAGUGCACGAAGGCACAGGGAAUUUUUGGAACAAGAGAUGAAGACACAAUCUUUUCAACCAAAAAGAAUGAAUGAAGAUGAAGGUGAUAGUCCCAAACAAGUAAAAUAUCAAAAGAAAAAUAAACCUUUGGAAAUUGAACCUGAACUGCUCAAUGGCCAUAUACCAGCAGGACAUAUUCCCAAGCCUAUAGUGAUGCCAGAUUACUUAGCAAAAUACCCAAUAAUUCGUAGAGAUGAGGAAAGAGACCGCUAUAAAGCUGUCUUUAAUGAUCAGUUUGCUGAAUAUAAAGAACUGUCUGCUGAGGUUCAUGCAGUCUUAAAGAAAUUUGAUGAGCUAGAUGCGCUGAUGAGGAAGCUUCCUCAGCAACCCGGAAACACCCUCGAACAUGAUAGAAUUUCAAAAGUAUUGCAAGAGUAUCAAAAGAAAAAGAACGAUCCUACCUUUCUGGAGAAAAAAGAACGUUGUGAAUACUUAAAGAACAAGCUUUCACACAUAAAACAAAAAAUUCAGGAAUAUGACAAAAUUAUGAAUUGGAAUAGCUAGUGGGACCAUAACUUGACAAGCACAGGUUUCUGUCUUAAAAAAAAUUAUUUAUUGCCACUGCUGUACAUAUUUUUGUUCUGUGAGCUCAAGUACUUAUUGGUCACAAUCUUCUGCUGGGCAGCUCCAUCCACAAGCCAGGUGCCCAGCUGUAGUGCUGCAGCUACACCACCACGCCUCUCCCAAAAGGGCUUCCUGGCAGCAUUAGGAGGCUGCAAAAAUGCAAAAGCCUCCCUGCCACCAAGCAGCCUCUUUGGGGCUGUUCAGACUUAAGCCACCAUUUUCAGUGGCUUCAGUCUGCACUGGACACUGCCGGCAUACAGUGGCAAAUAGCUGGGAGAGAGUUGAAGUCGGCCCCUCCCCCAACCACACUCCCCGACAACCCCCACUGCACCAAUGGAGGCAGGGCAGGUACUGGAACACUGGCGCCACAGUUGGUGCUGUGGCCCAGCACCAGGGGCGUGCAGUGGAAGCUGUGUGCCAGCAAAAUCGUUCUUCUGCCAGGGUAAGUGCCCCAGGGAGGGCGAAUCUGCCAACAUAGCUGGUGCGCCGUUCCCACAGCGAAUUUGGGGCCCCUGCUUUGGAUGGGGCUCUAAGUCUUCUAUUGACUACCUUUCCAUUGUUAUAUUGAAUGUAGUGUAAAUAAGAUUUUCUUACUACUUUUAUGUAUUUUUGUACUUUUUAUCAUGAUGCUCUUUCAAUCUUAUAUGGAUAAAUUUAGUUCUUAUCCCUUCCUUCUCUUAUUGCUUUAAAUAUUUUCAUUUCCAUAUUUGGAUAUACUAUUGUGAAUUGUUUUGUAUAAUUAUAGUUGAAAUAAUGAAUUUAAUAUGAACAAUCUAUAUAUCAGCUCCACACCCUUCUCUGUAAAUGCACAUGUUGACUGGACAUUGCUGAGUACACAUAACUGUGCAUGCUUAGCCAUCGAAAAGAUUGUGCUGCCAGCUUUGAUAAGGCUCAUUAUAUUUUUGGAGAGAUGUGAAAGUCUUCAUCCUUUGAAGAAAACAAUACCUGGAUUUACCAAAUCAGGCAAAGUGAAAAUGAAGAGUUAUUGUUCAUUUGGGUCUGUAGACACUUUUCAAUGAAGUGGGGAAAAACCUGAGUGUGCAAUGCUGAGUGCUAGAAACUCCUGGAAUAAUGAAGAAAGGAAAUUUUGUACAUGAGAUUGACAAAAAGAAGCUUGUGCCUAUAUAUGCAUUACAGUCUAUAAUGGAGGAAGGAAAUUCUUGUCCGUGGGAUUUUCAAAAAGAAGGGUUCUUCUGUAUACACAUUACAAUCUAGAAUAGUAAAGAAGCUGGCUGAUUAAAUGUCCAACUAUUUUUACGUUACUGAAUUUUAUAAAAUGCCUUCAUUCCUUCACAACAGCUGCAUAUUUAGCAUGGUGUUUUGAAACUACUAGAUCACUAUUGUGCUGUACCUUGGAUGCUGCAGAUGUGUUCUGUUUAAAUUUAGUGGGGGAAAUUGCCAUCCUGUUGUUACCAGUCUGCCUGAGAAUUGGAGAGACAUUUAUCUUCAAGAGUAUUAUUUUCUGAUCUUGCGCACAUAUAGUGAUGCUACAGAAGGAGAUAUCUGUUCUGUACUAUAUGCACCACUAAAUAGAUUGCAAUGCUAUCAGUUCUGGUAAUACUGUAAUCUCUGAUGGGGAAGAUGGGUUGAAUGAUAGUUUCCCCCACCCCCACCCCAGCAAAUAUCUUGCUUUGUACUUCAACGGCAGAUCUUCAAGCAAAAAAACUGUUUCUGUGUGUUGACUGCUGCUGCAGAACUCAGGUGCCUAAUUAGAAAUCCCCUGAAAUUUAUGCUUCUUUAGGGAAAGUCUUGUUGAUGAACAGUAUGUGCCUGUCUACACUGCAUCAUAAUUUUGCACACAAACAUUUUAAAGAGAGUCUUGUAGCCUGGGGCAAUCAGUUUUGACUUGUUGUGGUAUUUUACAGUUUUUUGAUAACUGAAAGUUUCUUUUUCUUUUUUACUUUCAGUUUAAUAUUGAAUAAGUUAUACAUUCUAGAAUCUAGAACAGCCAGAUCACUUCUAUUGAUCCAUUCAUUAUGACCACUGAAAACGUUAAGAAUAAAAAUGAAUAAACUAA